Messenger RNA from Nicotiana tabacum (common tobacco), 630 nucleotides. RefSeq lists its product as uncharacterized. The record is from RefSeq and is a predicted model, not a curated record. Gene Ontology annotation, molecular function: protein dimerization activity. NCBI's taxonomy places the organism in Eukaryota, Viridiplantae, Streptophyta, Magnoliopsida, Solanales, Solanaceae.
AUGGAUGAGAAGUAUGCACUUGGAAAGUCGAAGCGUAAAAGCUCAACUGUUACAUAUUCCCAUCAUUUGUACGUAGAAGUUUUUUGUGCUACUAUUGAUUUGCAACUUUCGGAGCUUAACAGUCGUUUUAGUGAAGUGAAUACUUCUCUGCUUCUUGGUAUGGCUAGUUUGAGUCCCGAUGAUUCUUUUGCGAAUUAUGAUAAAAACAAGAUUAUGAAACUUGCUACAUAUUAUCCAAAUGAGUUCACUGCUUCUAAGUUUGAAGAUCUUAAUUAUGAGCUUGACAACUAUAUUGACUAUGUGCGAGAAAUGGACAAUGCAUUCUCUAACUUGAAAGAGCUUGGUGAUCUGUCGAAGACAUUGGUUAAAACAAAUAUUCACAAGACAUGGGGACUUGUUUAUUUGCUUGUGAAGCUGAGUUUGAUAUUACCUGUGGCUACUGCAACGGUUGAAAGGGCUUUUUCUUCAAUGAAGUUUAUUAAAAAUGAUUUGCGAAGUAGGAUUGGUGAUGACUUUUUGAAUGAUUGUGUAGUUUGUUUUAUAGAGGAUGAAGUAUUUGAAAGUGUAUCUAAUGAUGCGAUCAUUGAUUGUUUUCAAAACAUGACAACUCGUCGAGUGCAAUUGAAAUGA